AGUACUUAGGACGUCACCUAUCACUGCACAACCUUGGUCGUAAAGCUGUCUAUUCUGAGCCAGAUCCCGCUUCCCCAGGGCACAAAAACGGAACUACACCAAGGCAUUGCGGCUGCGUAACGGAGAGGUUGUACUCAGUCGGCAAGCCGACAUGGACAUAAGACAAUCCUCGAGGUCGGCGGACAGCGCUGAUGAGCUUGUAGGCGGGCCUUUUGCGGUCAUCGAAUCCGAUCCAGGUGUCUUCACGACGCUGCUGCACAAGCUUGGCGUACGAGGUCUGGAAGUUACUGAGAUCUACGACAUUGAACCUUGGGCGACAGAUCAUCUCAACCCACACGGGUUGAUUUUUUGCUACAUGUGCUCCAACACGGAGGAGACGAACACGGGCGAGAUUGAGGACGAGGACGCGGAAAGAGUGUGGUUCGCAAACCAGCUGAGCGACGAUGCCUGCGCUUCCCAUGCGCUCCUUAAUGUCCUCCUGAACUGCCCUCACGUUGAUCUUGGCGAGGAGCUUCGAGAGCUGCAAGUAGCGACAGCGGAGAUGUCACCUGUGAUGAGAGGAUUGGGGGUGUCUGGCUCGCGUUUCAUCCGGGAUGCGCACAACUCCCUCGCCAGCCGCAAAGGGCCCCCAGCCAAAAAGCGCAAGACUACCGCAAGCCCUUCAAAAGCCGAUAACGACGACCACCUGCAAGAACAGUACCACUUCAUCGGAUACGUCCCCGCUCAUGGCAAGGUGUGGGAACUCGACGGGCUUCAGCACACAGCUAUCGAGGUUGGCGAGCUUGACUCCGAGCCGGGCUCGGGUCCGAGUACGAAGGGAUGGAUGAACGUCGUGCGGCCUGCGCUGCGGAUGAAGAUGCACGUAUAUAUGGCGAGCGAGAGCGACCACGUGCGGUACAACCUUCUCGCGAUCGUGGAUGAGAAGUAUCUAUGUGCGAGCGACGAGCUGGAGAUGCGGAAGCGUGAGCGGCAGGCGCUCGAGCGGAGGUUACAGGAGGCGUAUCCCGAGGGUUGGGCAGACAAGGUCAGCGAUGUGCUGCUGGCGAGUGCUGCAGAGGCAUUCACGACCAGCCUGAGGCCAUCUACAGAGGGCCUACCGUUCGCCGCUGACUUCGGCGCGCGCAAGAUGGACAGGGAUUUGGAGAUCUUGGACAUGGCCGUCCGGAAGCUGCCAGAAGCCUGGAACGCGUGCGUCGAAGCUGCAUUGGCCGCAAAGGUCGUUGUCGAGGAAGAGAUCGCUAAAGCGCGCGAGACACAGACGGACCACAUCAAGCGAACUUUCGACUAUGAGCCGUUCAUCACUCAGUUCAUCAUGUGUAUGCAUGACGAGGGGCUUUUAGAGGCUGCGAUGAGUAGGGGGACCAUCAAAGACGACGACGCUCAGGAGCCAGUGGUGAAGACGCCUGCUAAGCGGGCCGGAAGGCGAAGGCGAAGACGUGACGUUUGAUUCAUUGUUUUGUUAUGUAUGUCUUGUGCUCGUAUCUGCUGUUUUGAAUACUGUUUUGCUAUCUCUCAGACGGCUUUGUUGCUUUCUCAAACCUAAGAUACUCGCAUUUGUGAAUGAAAGAGCAAACAACGCUGCACUUGUCGUUUCAGCAACGACGUCUCCAAUCAGCGUCAUGAGAUCGGAAAUGCACAUCGUCGUCAGUUUGACGAGGAGGGAAGCUGCACGACAUUACCAUCUUGGACUGGCGGAA
Molecule: messenger RNA, 1697 nt
Organism: Fomitopsis serialis
Lineage: Eukaryota; Fungi; Basidiomycota; Agaricomycetes; Polyporales; Fomitopsidaceae
Product: ubiquitin carboxyl-terminal hydrolase
Exons: 7
Coding region: 152-1447 (431 amino acids)
Biological process (GO): ubiquitin-dependent protein catabolic process; protein deubiquitination
Cellular component (GO): cytoplasm
Molecular function (GO): cysteine-type deubiquitinase activity
Source: RefSeq, a predicted model, not a curated record